Molecule: messenger RNA, 2385 nt
Organism: Phaedon cochleariae (mustard beetle)
Lineage: Eukaryota; Metazoa; Arthropoda; Insecta; Coleoptera; Chrysomelidae
Source: the annotation of a GenBank genome assembly
GUCAUUGAAACAAUUGUAAUUAGAAUUACUUCUUCAGUGAUUUCCUGUAAGGUGAAUAUCAAUCUUAGAUAUCCACAAAUGAUUUGAAUUUGAUAUUGUGUGAUAACAUAGGACUGCCCGGAAAUGCGAUUCAUUGCAGAAUCAGUCUCUAUCAUAUUGAUAUUUCUUCACAAUUCUCUCCAAGACUGCAGAUCAUCAGCUGGUUUCACGACCUGUAGUAAUGAAUACUUACGAAGAAACAGUCCUAUACGAAUCAAUGAUUACAAGAACAUCCUAGAGUUCAAAAAAACUUCCUUGGAAGAAAUACCAACAGGUUCUUUCAAAUUACUACCAGAACUCACGAUGCUGUUCAUCAGCAACAGCGAUGUGAAAUAUUUAGAAGAAGGUUCCUUCGAUGGACUUUAUAACCUCAGAAAACUUUCGUUGUAUGGUAACAAGUUGAGCAUUAUCACGAAUGGGGUAUUCAGACACUGUAGGAAACUUGAGACUCUGGACUUGGGGAUGAACAAGAUUGAAGAAAUACAAGCAGACUCUUUCAAUGAUCUGGCUAACCUGAAGGACCUGAAUUUGGGGUUCAAUAAUUUACGAACUGUGCCUUCGAGUCUGAAUAUCUUGAGCCUAAGAUCUCUUAGGAUAUUGCACUUGAAUAACAAUCAACUGGAAACUAUCCAACCCAACAGUUUCAAUAACUUGAAUAGUUUGGAAAUUCUCAAUCUGAGUGAUAACAAAAUUAGCAGUCUUUCUGGAAACGCGUUCACGGGUCUUAUAACUCUACUGGAAUUGAACUUGGGAUCAAACGAUUUGAGAAGCUUAGAUCCUCAAAAUUUGACCCAAAAUUUGAGUAGAUUAAAAACCAUCAAAUUGUCCAUAAAUUCUUUCGAUUGUGAUCGUUUGAGAAACAUUAUUGAAAUGUUCGAAAAAAAAGGAGUGAAGGUGGCAAAAGGCCAUUCAAAAUCCAAAGAUACUAUUAAUGGAAUUGGAUGUUCAAAAACCUAAAUACCUAUAGUGAUAUGACGGAUUUUAAAUGCUUUCAAUCCAAAGAAUGUUUCGGAGGUGUUUCUAGAUAGGUACUAUAAACCUGUGGUACAGACUCAUAAUCCGAGCUCUCAUUCAUUUAUUUAUCGAAAGAUCCUCCAAAUUAGAAAUUUACAACUAAUAAUAAGAUUAGGCCUCAGAAAAAAAAUCGAUAUAUCGAUAUAUCGAAUAACUAUAUAUAAUUUCAAGAAAAUCGAUAUAUCUAUAUACACUCACCGGCAAAAUAAACCGGCCACCAAAAAAUCUGCCCAAAUUGUUCAGCCUGUAACUUUUUUAAUCCUUGUCCGAUUUUGGUGAAAUUUAGAUCAAAUCGUAGAUUGAUGUUCCGGAAUGUUAGCCUGGAUAUUAGUUUUCCUGAAAAGCUGAUGACUUGUUCAUUAUACAGGGAAAAACCAAAGUUACUCUUUCGCCCUAUACUUCUCAACGCCCUGUGGCAAAAUUACGUGAUUGAAUAUUGCUUCAUUAUACUUCGGAUAAAAGUGUGAUCCCUUCUCAACACAAAAGUUUUUGUUUCACGUCAAUAUCUUAUUUUUAAAAGAAGAUACGAGUGUUUUAAGGAAGUAUGGUGUUUUUUAACUUUUUUUUACCAAUAAUCAGAACUUACAUGAACUUAUUGAUUAACAACUUCCACCUUACUUUCUUAGCACUUACCGUAAAAUCAACUACAAAAAACAAACAAGAAGCAGACCUGUAGUCAAUAACGAGUAUGCUCUCCACGAUAUUGAAUUACAGCAUUCAACCGCAGUGGCAUCGAAUUGAUCAAAUUACUCAAGUAGCCUUGAAGAAUUGCCUAAAAUCCUCCUUGAAGGGCGAAUCGUAGCUCUUGAAGAGUAUCUGACAAAGCUGGGCGAAGGCGAAUGAGCCUCUAGAGGUCAUCCCUAAGAUAGGUAGAUAGGUUCUGAAUUAUUGUUCUUGAAAAUUAAAAAAAUCUAUACUCUCUGGAAACACUUGUAUAUUCUCUCAAAAAAGAGAUAUUGAUGUUAUUCAAGAACCGUUGUAUGAAGAAGGAACAAAAGAGGAUCACACUUCAAUUUGAAACAUGAUGAAGCAUUGAAGCAGCAGGUUGGAGAAUGGUUCUGAAUUAUUGUAAAUUAAGUUUUUAAAAAUCCAUACUCUCUUGAAACACUUGUAUCUUCCUUUAAAAAGUGGUUAUCGACGUGAAUAAAAAAUCAUCAUGUAGAGAAGAGAUCACUCUUCAAUCUAAAACAUAUAAUGAAGCUAAGUAAAACCACUCACCUUUCCCACAGGGCGUUAAGAAGUUAAGGGUGAAAAAGUAACUUUUGUUUUUCCUUGUAUAAUGAUCGAGUCAUCAGAUUUUCUUAGGAACUAAGAUUCAGGCUGACAUUUGGA